AUGGAUCCCGCAUGUUCUCAACAUAAGAACAAUGAAGUGUUCUUCAUAUAUAGCGAUAAAGAUGAAGAGAGCCCAGAAGAGUCGCCACAGUCUGCACAAUUGGAGUCAACUGAAAUUAGCACGCAAACUAUGCGCAGCAGUACAGACCGCCGCGCCAUGUUAACAAAACUACCGCUAAUCCCAGGAAUCGUAUUACACCACAGGAAGAGAAAAAAAACAAAAUUUAUGAAUUGGAAAAGAUACCAUAGGCUUAACGUGAUAUAUUCAUUUUUGGAAGAUUUAGAAAGGGACUUCCCAGCUAUCUGUACAGUGUCGGUUAUUGGCAAAUCAGUCGAAGGGCGAAGCAUUAAGAUGUUAAAAAUAUCGAACAGCAACGCUGCUAACGAGGCAAUAUGGGUGGACGCGGCAAUACAUUCGCGUGAAUGGAUCAGCACCGCCGUUGUCACAUACAUUGCCAAUUAUAUUGUUAAAAACUUCAAAUCUCUUCCUUCUUCGAUCACUGACAAGGACUGGCAUAUAGUACCAGUUCUAAAUCCAGAUGGCUAUGAGUACACACACACGCGUGAUCGCAUGUGGAGAAAGAAUAGGGCUAGGUAUGGGGGGAAAUGUUGCGGAGUCGACCUCAACAGAAAUUUUAGUUAUGGUUGGGGCAAUAACGGUGAAGAAGGUUCAUCUAAAGAACCAACAAGUGUAUUCUAUAGAGGCCCGGAACCUUUUUCAGAACCUGAAUCAAUGGCAGUCAGGGACACAAUUUUGGGAUCCACAACUCCUUUCAAAGUAUUUUUAUCUUUCCAUAGUUACUUUGAACUCAUUAUUUUUCCGUGGGGAUGUCGGGACGAAAUUCCACCUGACUAUUUGAAUUUACUUGAAGGCGGUGCAGUAAUGUCCAGGGCAAUAUACGAAACUAAUGGAAAAAGUUAUAAAGUGGGAAAUACAAAAGACCUCACGUAUACUGCCUGCGGUACUAGUACAGACUGGAGCUAUUCCAUAGCGAAGAUACCCUAUUCUUACAUGGUUGAGUUGAGAAGUAGAAAAUACAGAUUCAGAUUACCAAAGGAGCAAAUUAUAGAAACUUGUACUGAAAUCUGGAAUGGUCUUAGCAGUUUUAUGGAAUAUGUAGAUGACCAUUGA
Messenger RNA from Arctia plantaginis, 1131 nucleotides. The record is from the annotation of a GenBank genome assembly. Lineage: Eukaryota; Metazoa; Arthropoda; Insecta; Lepidoptera; Erebidae.